This is a messenger RNA of Formica exsecta, 1803 nucleotides long. Its product is annotated as sister chromatid cohesion protein PDS5 homolog B-like. Bases 160 to 969 code for a protein of 269 amino acids. The transcript has 3 exons. Lineage: Eukaryota; Metazoa; Arthropoda; Insecta; Hymenoptera; Formicidae. The record is from RefSeq and is a predicted model, not a curated record.
AGCGUUCUUCAUGGCUUCGUGAGCGCUCGGUUCUUUCCGCUUUUCUCAGCUGUUUGUUCGUUGCAACAUCACGAGUAACGUGCACGUGGUCGCCUACGAUACAGUAUAUAGCGAUUUGCCGGUGAGGUAUUACAGAGUACAGAUAUCAGAUCUAUCUAAAUGGCACCGCGAAAGCAAGUUAAGCAGGAGGCGGCAGAAACCACCGUUGCCCUGGCUGCUGCCGAUGGCAACGCUACGCCGCCGAAGAAGAGGAAAACCGUUGCGAAAUCGACGGCAGAUACGGCGUCGCCGAAGCAAGCGAAAACGGCGGUACCUCGGCAGCUGAAGCAAACGAAGGAGCGCGAGGCGGCCACCGUGUUCUCUCCCAAGUAUUUACGCAGCAGGAACAAGAACGUCGCUCCGAAAAAUGAUACGGGGAACGAGAAAGAGUCUAAGAAGACGUUGGUCAACAAGCAGCAGAAAGAGAAAACGGUGGUAAAGAAUAACAAUACAGGUGAAAGGGUCGUCAAGAAGGAACAAAAAAAGGCGCCCACUGGCGCCAAAUCCGCAAUAAAAAAGGCGGAAGAGAAUCCGCCGAAGAAGACUCGUCGCGGGAAAACGGUAGGUGAAGAGAAUGUUGCACCACCUGUGAAGGUGCGAUCCAGCAAGAAGUCGACAAAGGGUAAGGAUGCCGAGACCGAGGCGAUUGCGGAGGUUGACGAUGAGUCUCCGGAGGAGAAGAAAGAUGCAGAGAUAAUCGUAGCCAGCAAGAAAUCUCGCGAACAGGCGAAAAAGACAGCCAAGGUAACAGUAAAGGAAAAAUCAAAAAAGAAUUCCAUAAAAGCAGAGGUUGCUGUAGUAGAAAAUGAAGAAGGAAUUGAAGAACAAAAUAGCCAAAACACAGCAAUAGAAGAAGCCAAGACAGGGAAGGAAAGAUUGGAAGAGAAUUCUGCAACAGCAGAGCAAGUUUUCACAAGUAUUUCACAAUAAAUACAUUACAAACAUCAGGUUAUUUCACAAAUCAUUCCUCUUAUGUGUAUUCUUUUUAGUCAGAUAUAAAAUAUGUUAAUAUUUCCCUUUCCAAUUCCUUAAUUUCACUUUUUCUUUUAACAGUGUUUACUUGAAGCACAGAGAAGUUGCUGAUCUUUCCAAUCAUUUGAAUUUAAAAAAUAGGAAAUAGGAAAUUCAAAUAAUGAAUUGGAAAGGUUAGCAACUUUUCUGUGUUUAAACACUGUUAAAGGAAAAAGUAAACUUAAGAAAUUGGAGAGGGAAAUAUUAAAAUAUUUUAUAUUUAAUUAAAUAGAAUACACAUAAGAGGAAUGAUUUGUGAGAUAACCUAAUGUUUGUAAUGUAUUUAUAUUACAUUAUCUCACAUAUAAAUACCGCGAUUCUCUUUAUAUACAUAUAUUAUUAGUAAAAUGAAACAUUAUAUUAUCUUACUCAUAAAUACCGCGAUUCUCUUUACAUAUUAUUAGUAAAAUGUUAAAUGUAUUGAUAAGGGUUUAUAACAGGCAAAUUACUCACACAUACAAAGAUGUUAUCUGAAAAUAUUUACGAACAAAUAUAUAUGUUUUUAUAAAUAUUUCAUCGAAAAAAAGACAUCUAUAAAAAAAAGUUUUGCUCGAUAUGUUUUCGAGUAAAAUUUUCAUGAUUAAUUACAAUCCCUUAUCGACAUAUUGUAUAUUUGACUAAUUGAUAAGUAGUGCCAUAAAAAAAUUUGAUAGGCUUUUUCUAAAUUCUUGAUUCUUAUAUGGGCAACACACAUCUGUGUGCUGGAAAAUGUUAAGAAAAAUUAUUAUAUAUUAAUAUUAAUAUUAAUAUAAA